Cyprinodon variegatus (sheepshead minnow) is the source of this 834-nucleotide messenger RNA. It is a transcript of the gene ndfip1l, whose product is annotated as Nedd4 family interacting protein 1. The record is from RefSeq and is a predicted model, not a curated record. Gene Ontology annotation, molecular function: WW domain binding. Gene Ontology annotation, cellular component: endoplasmic reticulum; perinuclear region of cytoplasm; Golgi apparatus. The coding region runs from base 138 to 830 and encodes 230 amino acids. Lineage: Eukaryota; Metazoa; Chordata; Actinopteri; Cyprinodontiformes; Cyprinodontidae. Gene Ontology annotation, biological process: vacuolar transport; metal ion transport; positive regulation of protein ubiquitination. The transcript has 8 exons.
UGUAGCUUUACAGCAUUAACAGCUUCCUUUAACCGAGGAGAAGCAGUUUUCCAUUUUGUUGACUGUCGAAUGUUUUAGUUUCACUGUUUUUAACAUUCCUUUGCUGCGGUGGUUGUGUUGUAUCUGUUGUUCGAAGAAUGGCGGAUUCUAGCGCCAGGUAUCAGCAGCUGCCCAACGAGGAGGAGGACACGCAGGAGACUCCUCAGCUCGCUGCUGAUGCUCCCCCUCCAUACAGCAGCAUUGCACUGGACAGUCCUGCCUACUUUGACCACAAGGAAGAUGGGGUUUUCCCUAAGCCUCCAUCCUACAACGUAGCAACGACGCUACCUUCCUAUGACGAAGCAGAAAGAACUAAAGCCGAGACAUCCUCUCCUCUGGUCGCAGCAAGACCUCAUCACAGAGAACGCCUGGAGACUUUUGACGAUAUUAUUCCUGGUUCAUUGGAGGACGAGGACUUUGUCACCAGAGAUGACUUUGAUGACGCCGAUCAACUCAGAAUAGGAAAUGACGGCAUCUUUAUGCUCACAUUCUUCAUGGCUUUCCUGUUCAACUGGAUCGGCUUCUUCUUGUCUUUCUGCUUGACCACUUCGGCUGCUGGACGCUACGGUGCAAUCUCCGGCUUCGGACUCUCCCUCAUCAAAUGGAUUCUCAUCGUCAGGUUCUCCGCAUACUUCCCGGGUUACUUUGAUGGACAGUACUGGCUGUGGUGGGUGUUUCUGGUAAUGGGUCUCUUGCUCUUCCUCCGUGGAUUCAUCAAUUACGUAAGAAUCCGCAAGAUGGCAGACACUUUCUCCACUCUUCCCCGCACCCGAGUCCUGUUCAUCUACUGAGCCC